Messenger RNA from Castor canadensis (American beaver), 3548 nucleotides. It is a transcript of the gene Sema3g, whose product is annotated as semaphorin 3G. Gene Ontology annotation, molecular function: chemorepellent activity; semaphorin receptor binding. Gene Ontology annotation, cellular component: plasma membrane. Lineage: Eukaryota; Metazoa; Chordata; Mammalia; Rodentia; Castoridae. Gene Ontology annotation, biological process: neural crest cell migration; positive regulation of cell migration; axon guidance. The record is from RefSeq and is a predicted model, not a curated record.
GGGACCGGAGGGUGGCUCCCUGGUCCCCAGCAUGGCCCUCUCCGCGUGGGCCUUCUGCUGCUUUCUGGGGGGCCUCUUGCUCCCUGGGGGCAGCCCCAGCCCCAGCCCCAGCUCCAGCGUGCCCCGCUUGCGGCUCUCCUACCGAGACCUCCUGUCUGCCAACCGCUCUGCCAUCUUUCUGGGCCCCCGGGGCUCCUUGGACCUCCGGACCAUGUAUCUUGAUGAGUAUCGGGACCGCCUCUUUCUGGGAGGCCGAGAUGCUCUGUACUCUCUGAGGCUGGACCAGGCAUGGCCAGACCCCCGGGAGGUCCUGUGGCCACCACAGCCAGGGCAGAGGGAAGAAUGUGUUCGAAAGGGACGAGAUCCUUUGACGGAGUGUGCCAACUUUGUGCGGGUACUGCAGCCACAUAACCGGACCCACUUGUUGGCAUGUGGCACCGGGGCCUUCCAGCCCAUCUGUGCUCUCAUUACAGUCGGGCAUCGUGGGGAGCAUGUACUCCACCUGGAACUUCGCAGUGUGGAGAGCGGCCGUGGGCGAUGCCCACACGAACCCAGUCACCCUUUUGCCAGCACCUUUGUAGGUGGGGAGCUAUACACAGGUCUCACUGCUGACUUCCUGGGGCGAGAAGCCAUGAUCUUCCGAAGUGGGGGUCCCCGGACGGCCCUGCGUUCUGACUCUGACCAGAGCCUCCUGCAUGACCCCCGGUUUGUGAUGGCUGCACGGAUUGCUGACAACUCUGACCAGGACGAUGAUAAGGUGUACUUCUUCUUCUCGGAGACUGUCCCAUCACCUGAUGGUGGCCUGGGCCAUGUCAUAGUCAGCCGUGUGGGACGAGUCUGUGUGAAUGAUGCUGGUGGCCAGCGGGUGCUGGUGAACAAAUGGAGCACCUUUCUCAAGGCCAGGCUGGUCUGCUCUGUGCCUGGCCCUGGUGGUGCUGAGACCCACUUUGAUCAGCUGGAGGAUGUGUUCCUGUUGUGGCCCAAGUCAGGGAAAGGCCUCGAGAUAUAUGCGCUGUUCAGCACCAUCAGUGCUGUGUUCCAGGGCUUUGCCAUCUGUGUGUACCACAUGGUGGAUAUCUGGGAGGUCUUCAACGGGCCCUUUGCCCACCGAGAUGGUCCUCAGCACCAGUGGGGGCCCUAUGGGGGCAAGGUGCCCUUCCCCCGCCCUGGCGUGUGUCCCAGCAAGAUGACUGCACAGCCAGGACGGCCCUUUGGCAGCACCAAGGACUACCCGGAUGACGUGCUGCAGUUUGCUCGAGCCCACCCACUCAUGUUCCAGCCUGUGCGGCCUCGGCAUGGCCGCCCUGUCCUGGUCAAGACUCACCUGACCCAGCAGCUGCGCCAGAUUGUGGUGGAUCGUGUUGAGGCUGAAGACGGGACCUAUGAUGUCAUCUUCCUGGGGACAGACUCAGGCUCUGUGCUCAAGGUCAUGGCCCUCCAAGCAGGGGCUUUGGCUGAGCCUGAGGAGGUGGUUCUGGAGGAACUCCAGGUGUUUAAGGUGCCAACACCCAUCAUGGAGAUGGAGAUCUCUGUCAAAAGACAAAUGCUGUACGUGGGCUCUCAGCUGGGUGUGGCCCAGCUGCAGCUGCACCAGUGUGAGACUUAUGGCAGUGCCUGUGCCGAAUGCUGCCUGGCCCGGGACCCAUACUGUGCCUGGGAUGGUGAUUCCUGUUCUCGCUACCGCCCUAGCCCCAGCAAGCGACGGUUCCGUAGGCAGGACAUCAGGCAUGGCAACCCUGCCCUGCAGUGUCUGGGCCAGAGCCAGGAUGAGGAGGCGUCAGGACUGGUGGCCACCAGGGUCUAUGGCAUGGAGCACAACAGCACCAUCCUGGAGUGCCUGCCCAAGUCUCCCCAGGCUUCUGUGCGCUGGUUCUUGCAGAGGCCAGAGGAUGAGAGGGCUGACCUGGUAAAAACAGAUGAGCGUAUCCUGCAAACAGAGCAGGGGCUGCUGUUCCGUAGGCUCAGCUGCCUUGAUGCAGGUACCUACACCUGCACAACGCUGGAGCGUGGUUUCUCCCAGACUGUGGUCCGUCUGGCUCUGGAGGUGAUUGCAGCCACACAGCUGAAUAGCCUGUUCCCUCGGGAGCCAAGACCAGAGGAGUCCUCAGCCUGGGGAGGUCCAGCCUCUGCCCCACCUAAAGCUUGGUAUAAGGACAUCCUACAACUUAUUGGCUUCUCCAGCCUGCCCCAGGUUGAUGAGUACUGUGAGCGUGUGUGGUGUAGGGGCGUUGGGGAGCACUCAGGCUUCUUCCGGAGCCGGGGGAAGCAGGCCAAAGGCAAGAGCUGGGCAGGCCUGGAGCUGCGCAAGAAGGUGAAGAGCCGGGUGCAGGCUGAGCGCAAUCGGACGCCCCGGGAGGUGGAGGCCGCAUAGAGAGGCUUAGGAGGGGGUGAUCAGGCUGGGCUGGGGGACCCAGCAGCAGCCCCCAGCAUCUCCCACCCAUCCAGCUAGGGCAGAGGUGGGCCAGGAUGCCUGAUUGCCUCUGAGAGAUGGAAGUGUCUGCCACUCAUAGGCAAGACUGAGGAUCUGAGGGGAGGGGCCUGUACCUGAAACCUGAUUUCUGCCACUCUCUGGGCUCUGAGUUCCAGGCUGGAGCUGGCACCUCUGGCCACUGGCAGUCCCAAAGGGCCUGCUAUUUGUUCUCAGAGAUGGCCUGGCUCCCGGAGAACAUUUCCGGUUGUACCCAGAGGCAAGAGGGUUGGGUGGUUCUUUCCCAGAGUGUGCAGAACAAUGCCCAUUCUGAGUGACCUUCAGAAUGGGUGUGUGGGUAGCUCUAAGGAGUUAUCUAGGCAGGGGCGCUCAGUCAGCCAGAGGAGCGUAGAAGUGGCCUCUUACGCUAGUACCUGUUAAGAAGAACCUACCCUGUCCAGAGCUGGGGAGGGAAAGUAGAGGCGUUGAGAAGGUAGAGCAGCGAUACAGUUUCCCUCUUUCAUGCUAUUCCCCACCACCUCUUCUGCAUCUCAAUUACAGAGGCAUGGGUUGUUGGGACCUGGAAGUGUUCUGAGCCUUGGGUCCCACUUUAUAGACCAGGGAGAGUAGUCUCACAGCCUGCUGUCCCUUCCCCAGGCUCUGAACUGUUAGGCCAGGUUUGCUGAGAUGCCCAUCUCUUCAUCAUCAAGGUCUCAUGCUGGGGAGCAGACGAGGGGUAGGAUCUAGGGCAAUGCCGGCCUUCAUCUCUGUGGACUAGAGAGGGAAAGAGAGGACCUAGAAGAAGCAUGGGGUGGGAGGAGUGGUUGUCUUUCCAAACCCACUGGGGUAUGCAGUGCAGGCCCACCCCAGCCCUGGGAGUGAAGGAAUGUAGAGGCUCUGAGAGCUGUGGUGAGUAAUCAGGAUUAGGAUAAGGAUCCAGGGCUUUGUCCAGGGCCACAGAGAACUGAAAGGCUAUCAAGAUGGAGAGAGGAUAGGAGACCCUCUUAGAGGGGCUAAUGGACUCAGGAACAGGUGUCCUAAAGGAUUCACAAUGGCAUCAACUGGUUCAGGAGCCAUUGGGAAGUCCAGAUAUUCCCAACCCCAGAAUCUGUAUUUUCUGCUAGAUAGGGUUGAGCAUGGA